AUGCCUCGUCUGCUGCUUCUGCUCCUCGUCACCGCCAUCGCCGCAAAAGACCUCAGCGCCUCUGAAACCGUCGGCGAUGGAGACCAGGUCUACAUCGUGUACUUGGGGCAUCUACCCAGCAGCGCGGAUGCGUCAGAACAUACUGAAGGCUUCUCUGCUGUAGAACUUGCUCAUCACGACAUGCUGGAUCAGGUCCUCGACGGCGGCAGCUCUGCUUCAGACAGGAUUCUGCGUAGUUACAAGAGAAGCUUAAAUGGCUUUGCCGCCAAGUUGAGCAAAGAAGAGGCACAUAAACUGUCUGGCAUGAAUGGUGUUGUCUCAGUCUUCCCAAGUAGGACCCUCGAUCUUUUGACCACGAGAUCCUGGGACUUCCUGGGCUUCCCUCAAACGCCCAUUCAAGAGCUGCCACUGGAGGGUGAUGUCAUCGUCGGUAUGCUCGACACCGGUGUGUGGCCUGACUCGCCAUCUUUCUCCGAUGAAGGCUUUGGCCCACCGCCGAGCAGGUGGAAGGGUACAUGCCACAACUUCACGUGUAACAAUAAAAUCAUCGGAGCACGCGCCUACAACGGAGGAUCCAGCAGCUCUGGCCAGUCGCCACUGGACGAUGACGGCCACGGCAGCCACACGGCAUCCACCGCGGCCGGGCGCGCGGUGGGCAACGUGAGCAUGUACGGCUUGGCCGGCGGCACAGCUCGCGGCGGGGUGCCCGGCGCCAGGCUCGCCAUCUACAAGGUUUGCUGCGGCGAGGCCGACAUCCUCGCGGGGUUCGACGACGCCAUCGCCGACGGCGUGGACGUGAUCUCCAUCUCCAUCGGUAGCCCCUUCCCGUUUGACUACUUCGGCGACGUGAUAGCCAUCGGCUCCUUCCACGCCAUGAGGCGUGGGGUGGUCACGUCCGCGGCGGCCGGGAACUCGGGGCUGGAUUUGGGGAACGUCUGCAACGUCGCGCCGUGGAUGCUGUCUGUGGCGGCGAGCAGCAUCGAUCGCCGAUUCGUCGACAGGAUUGUCCUUGGGAAUGGCAAGACCAUCGUGGGAGCCUCCAUUAACACCUUCCCAACGCUAUCAAAUGCCACGCUUGCAUUCCCCGUCAACGGGUCCUGUGAUCCAGAGAACCUCGCCGGAGGCUCAUACAAAGGCAAGAUCGUCCUCUGCCAGAAUGCCGCUGCAAACGACGGUUCAGGUCCUCUGUUGGCCGGUGCAGCAGGCGUCGUCAUAGUCAGCCGAAUACCCGAUGUGGCCUUCGCUCUGCCUCUCCCCGGUCUGACGGUAUCUCAGGAUCAGUUCGACCAAACCAUGGCCUAUGUCAACAGCACAAGUCAUCCUGUGGGCACCAUAGACCGCACCGAGACACUGUGGAUCCACAUUCCACAAGCUCCGGUAGCCGCCUCCUUCUCUUCUCCAGGCCCCAACCUGAUCACCCCUCAAGUCUUGAAGCCUGAUCUGUCUGCACCGGGGAUUGACAUCAUAGCCUCGUGGUCGCUGCUGUCGUCGCCUACAGGCAUUCCCAACGACACGAGGAAGGUUCAGUACAACAUCAUCUCCGGCACAUCCAUGGCGUGCCCGCACGCGAGCGGAGCCGCGGCGUACGUCAGGUCGUUCCACCGUGACUGGUCGCCAGCGAUGAUCAUGUCGGCUCUCAUCACCACCGCCACUCCGAUGGACACGGCGGCCAACUCCAACGCCAGCGCGCUCAAGUACGGCGCCGGGCAGCUCAACCCGGUGAGCGCGCACGACCCAGGGCUCGUGUACGACGCAUCGGAGAGCGACUACGUGGCCAUGCUGUGCGCGCAGGGGUACAACGCCACGCAGCUCGCGCUCGUCACCGGCUCCAACGCCACCGCCGCCUGCUCCAACGGCUCGACGACGCCUGGCUCUCCCGGCGACCUCAACUACCCGACCAUGGCGGCCCCCGUGGAGCCGGGGAAGAACUUCACCGCGGUGUUCCCGCGGACCGUCACCAACGUCGGGGCCGCCACCGCCGUGUACGACGUCAGGGUCGGGGUUCCUGCCGAGGCGGCCAGUGUCGUCUCGGUUCAGGUUUCGCCGGCCAGGCUAGUGUUCAGCGAGCAGAACCAGAAGGUCUCGUUCACCGUGACUGUGUCCGGCGCGGCGCUGGAGGAGGGCACGGUCUACUCUUUCACCGUGGUAUGGUACAACGACGAGCAUACGGUGAGAAGCCCAGUGGUGGUGUACGCAAUGCAAUGA
Molecule: messenger RNA, 2205 nt
Organism: Zea mays
Lineage: Eukaryota; Viridiplantae; Streptophyta; Magnoliopsida; Poales; Poaceae
Product: subtilisin-like protease SBT4.3
Biological process (GO): proteolysis
Molecular function (GO): serine-type endopeptidase activity
Source: RefSeq, a predicted model, not a curated record